Messenger RNA from Porites evermanni, 1110 nucleotides. The record is from the annotation of a GenBank genome assembly. Lineage: Eukaryota; Metazoa; Cnidaria; Anthozoa; Scleractinia; Poritidae.
AUGGCCCGCAGUUCAGCUCACAGGAGUUUAAAAAGUUCAAAGACUUAUGAGUUUGAUCAUGUUACAAGCUCUCCCACUUACCCGCAGUCAAAUGGCACGGUGGAAAACGUGGUAAAGACUGCGCAGCGAAUCAUGCUUAAGGCCUUAGCGGCUGGCAGUGACCCUUACUUGGGAUUCCUUGACUUCCGCAACACCCCCACUGAAGGACUAGGAACAUCUCGGCCUACACUUAAUUCCAUCCGCCAAACUGACGUUGACACAUUAAUGAUUCGUACACAAAGUAGGGUUAGGGUUAGAGUUAGGGUUAUAUAUUUAAAUCAAACUGGUAUGCGUCACCAAAUCCUCGGUGGUGUAGGGGUUAGAGUGACACACUCCAGAUCGGAUGCUCCGAGUUCGAAUCCUACUCAUUCUAUCCUGAAUUGUUUUUUUCCUUAAAAAUUGAAGACACUUUGACUUUUGUCAACAUUUCAUCAAGAACUUUCAUAUAAGAAAAGUGAAAUGUCUUGUGAGAGAAGGAUGUCAGUUUGGUGGAUGGAAUCAAGUGACGACCGAACAUCUCCAGCUCGGUGUCUCUUUGGCUGCUGUACCAAAACACUCCUGCCUACUGCUGGCAGACUACUAACACAACCUGAAUUUGACACCACUUCCCAGCUUCUUCAUGCUCAGAAGAACAAACAAGCCUUCUAUUACAACAAUGGCACUAAAGAACUUCGGCCACUUGAACCAGCGAGCACUGUUCGUAUCCAUCCACCCAAGUAUAGUCAUCAAUGGACCCAAGCAACGGUUGACAAACAAGUUGGUGUACAUUCCUACCAAGUAACUAGUGACGACAGAAGGGUGUUUAGCAGGAACCGCCGACACCUGCGUCUCACAGCUGAAGUUCCAAAACAAUCACCUCCUGACAUUGAGGUAUCUAGCUCCGAUCCUGGUCCCCUGCCCUUGACCAAAGCUGAACAAGUACCACCAGUAGCUGAAUCAAUGCCCCAAGAGGUGGUCAAGCCACAAGCAGCUCCAGGCCCUCCACCUGAUGACAUAUCAAGUCCUGAAAGAUGCAGCACCUGGGGAAGACUCCUACGAAGACCAGCUUACUUCAAUGACUAUGCAUGCUGA